Messenger RNA from Teleopsis dalmanni, 1469 nucleotides. Its product is annotated as MOXD1 homolog 2-like. Gene Ontology annotation, cellular component: secretory granule membrane. The record is from RefSeq and is a predicted model, not a curated record. Gene Ontology annotation, biological process: norepinephrine biosynthetic process; octopamine biosynthetic process; dopamine catabolic process. Lineage: Eukaryota; Metazoa; Arthropoda; Insecta; Diptera; Diopsidae. Bases 954 to 1469 code for a protein of 171 amino acids. Gene Ontology annotation, molecular function: copper ion binding; dopamine beta-monooxygenase activity. The transcript is spliced from 3 exons.
UCGAUUUUGUCAUCCUCCAAUGCAGUUGUACGCUUCAGUAAUUUGAUUUAACACCGAUCAAAUUCUAAAAUUUGCCAUUAGUAUGCACAACAUUGUACCGAAAGAGCGACAUCAAUUCUACCAUUACCUCAGAUAUUUGACAAUGCUCGCAAGUACAGCAAUCUACUAUUAACAACAGAAGAAUCAUCAGUUCCUAACGCAGAAUUAUAGAGGAAUUUUAGAAAUGAAAAAUAAUUUUGGCCUGAAUGCCAGUAUGCUUAACUCAUCGAAAAAGUGAGCUCGUAGUCCGGAGAAUAUUUUUUUGUUUCCAUUUUGAUUUUGGUAACAUUAGAACUGUGAUACUGCAGGCAUUACAAAAACAAAACACUAACAAAAGUGGCAAACACGUCUCUAUAAGUGUACACCAGCUGAAGCGCCUCCUCAGCACAAUAAAGAAAAAAUACACAGAUCCGCACAAGCCUAACGACAAGGAAAAUUGUUUUAAACACAACUACGAAGUGACUCCCAUUGCCCUAAUAAAUUGUGUGUGUAAGUGAGUACUCCAAAGUAAUCCUCACGCACACACCUAUUCUCGAACACGUAAACAUACAAAUAUUAAGCUCAUGGCAUAUGUGUAUUCAUGUGUGGGUGUGAAAGCCCGGAGGUAAAGGAUUUAAAAGCCAUAAAAACGGAAGCUAGUCAGAGUCAUUUUCCAGAAUGUUGCGCGUAUAGAAUUGAUAUCAUCAAAAAUUGCUGUGACGAAAUAUGCUGGUCAACCGUCGUUAUUAAUUAAAGUUAAACUAAAUCGCACUGAAACAACAUUGACAUUCUGUCUUCCAUACACACAAAUAUAAACACGUAGGAGCACACUUGGACGCCACCAAGCACUUGUAUAUCUUUUACUAUUACAAUUAACCUCAAAUGCUCACUCACUGAGUCAUUGACAUACGGGAACAUACAACAGAGUUCGUACAAUGGCUGUCGCAGUAUGGCUGACGGAAAUGAAACAUUCAAGUUCAUCGAUGUUGUCGUUAAUCACAUAUUUUAUAUGCUGUUUAGUUGUGAGCAGCUUGCUCAAAGGCGUUUGUCCUACAUCGGUCAGCAGUCCUGCGUUUAGCAAUGACUUCAGUUGGGAUCAUGCCGUUGAUUUAAAUGAGGAUUUUCGUAUUUUAUGGACAAUCAUUAAUCAAGAUAUUACGUUUGAAAUUCAAGCACGUACUUUAGGUUAUGUUGGAUUUGGGUUUUCACUCGACGGCAAAAUCGCUGGUUCGGAUAUGGCCAUUGGUUGGGUGGACAAGGGUCAAACAUAUUUUCAGGAUCGACAUGUGAAACGGAAUGGUGAUGCGGAGCCUGCAGUGGAUCCAUCGCAAGAUUACAUCCUCAUCAUGGGUUAUGAGAACGCAACACACACCGUUCUGAGGUUUCGUAGAAAAUUAGAUACCUGUGACUCAAUGCAUGACAUUCCCAUAACGCUCCAUGAGAACUUAUAA